AUGUCUGAACUGAGAAACAUCAAGCUUGGCUCCGAGCCCGUUGUCGUAGGGAGAGCUCUGCGUAACAGCUCGGAUAGGCCCUCGUUGACGACCAACUUGUACCUUGCCAAUAACCAUAUUUCCAAGUUCCACGCUGUGGUGUAUAGGGAGGAUGGUGCUGUGUAUAUCAAGGAUACGGGCUCUACCUUUGGUACCAUUCUCAACAAUAUCUUGAUAGCUCCCAAUGAUCCUCAUGUCUUGAAGAAAGGGGACGUUUUGGGGCUUGUGGUUAACCGUCCAGCCAAUGUGGUUGAGACAUGGCGGUUAAGCGAGCUGUUCCCAAGUAACAUCCCCUUGGAUCGCGUGCUCAACCCAUGGGUCCACUUGCAGUUCGAUAUUGAUUUUUCCGAUGAUUUGCUUAUUUUGAAUUCUAAGAAUAAGUCCACCGAUGAAGCUUGUUCUGUGGCUCUCGAUGUCACAGAUGUCACUCGGACUCCGGAGUACGAGGAUAAUGUCUCGCAAGCUGAAGAGCCUUCAAGCUACUCGGAGGACCCAGCCCAGGUGGUGAAGGUUGUUUCAGAGGACGAGGCACCCGAGGAAGUCAAAUUCGUGAAGGAGAUUGUUCUUACCCGUGAACUUCCUGCUACGGAACUGCAAGUUGACGUUGAUACCAGUUCUACCGUUGAUAAGCAUGAUCCACAACCGGAGCCAGCCAUUGCACCUCAAGAUGAAGAGGAUUUGAAGGAUUUGGUUCCUUGUGCUUUCACUGAGCCCGAACCAUAUGCUUACUAUGAUGAACCUUCUAGUGAGGAAAGUGGGAACGAGGAGGUUGAGCCUUCUCUGGAUGUCGAGGAAAGUGUCAAUGAAGAGGUUGAGCCUUCCCUGGAAAUCGAAGAAAGUGACAGCUCCGAUGCAGAUAUUUCCCACGAUGCUUUAGAUACUGCUAAAAGUAACGAAGCUGUUCAUGAUGAAGGUGAAUCGAUUAGCAAACAGCUCGACGACUUUUCCGACGAAGAUUUGGAUAGAUUCGGCUGGAACGAAGAUACUGUUUCUGAGUCAGAUAGUGACGAGAAUGAUUUCCUUAGUGAUAAGUCUGAUGAUGAAGAUGCCGACACAUCACUCUCAGAUGCAUUUGAUUCCUGCCCAUGUGGAGUUAAGCGUACGUACGAAGAGGCAGAGCUAGAGGUGAAGCCAGAGCUUGUUGCUGAGGAGCCUCAGUCCAAGAAGCAAAGGCUGUUGACUGUAUCGUUACUUAAGGAAGUCGGUAAAGGCGCUCUAUACGUUGCCGGUACUGUGAUAGCAUUGAUUGCCUAUGGUCGGUCUCUUGAAAACCAAUGA
This is a messenger RNA of Candidozyma haemuli, 1317 nucleotides long. RefSeq lists its product as uncharacterized. The transcript has a single exon. Bases 1 to 1317 code for a protein of 438 amino acids. NCBI's taxonomy places the organism in Eukaryota, Fungi, Ascomycota, Pichiomycetes, Serinales, Metschnikowiaceae. Gene Ontology annotation, molecular function: protein binding. The record is from RefSeq and is a predicted model, not a curated record.